CGCCAUCUCAAAACCAUGGCAUCGACUUCGCCGUUCCGCGACCCAAUACCCGACAUUGAUAUUGACAGCAUCAUCGAGCGCCUUCUCGCAGUGCGAGGCAGCCGGCCGGGCAAAGCCGUGCAGCUGGGCGAAGACGAGGUGCGCGGGCUGUGUCUCAAGGCGCGCGAGAUCUUUGUGCAGCAGAGCAUCCUGCUCGAAAUCCAGGCGCCGCUCAAGGUCUGCGGCGACAUCCAUGGACAAUACUACGAUCUGCUGCGCUUGUUCGAGUACGGCGGAUUGCCGCCAGAAUCCAACUACCUCUUCCUCGGCGACUACGUCGAUCGUGGGCGGCAGUCGCUCGAGACGAUCUGCUUGCUGCUCGCCUUCAAGAUCAAGUACCCAGAGAACUUUUUCCUGCUGCGUGGCAACCACGAGUGCGCCAGCAUCAACCGCAUCUAUGGCUUUUACGACGAGUGCAAACGUCGGUACAGCGUGAAAAUCUGGAAGACGUUUACCGACUGCUUCAACUGCCUGCCCAUCGCCGCCAUCAUUGACGAGAAAAUCUUUUGCUGCCACGGCGGCUUGUCACCAGACCUGCAGUCCAUGGACCAGAUUCGUAAAAUCCAGCGACCAACCGACGUCCCAGACACGGGCUUGCUCUGCGACCUGCUGUGGUCGGAUCCAGACAAGGACGUUGCGGGCUGGGGUGAGAACGAGCGCGGCGUGUCCUUCACGUUCGGCCCCGAGGUUGUGUCCAAGUUCCUGCUCAAGAUGGACUUGGAUUUGAUCUGCCGUGCCCACCAGGUCGUCGAGGACGGCUACGAGUUUUACGCCAAGCGGCAACUGGUGACACUAUUCUCAGCCCCCAACUACUGCGGUGAAUUCGACAAUGCCGGUGCCAUGAUGAGUGUAGACGACACUCUCAUGUGCUCGUUCCAAAUUCUCAAGCCAGCGGAAAAGAAAACAAAGUACGCGUACAACGGCCCAAGCAACGGAGACAGGCCAAUGAAGCCACCGCGCAAUUCAAAGAAGAAGGACGAUGCUUGAACUUGACAUUGCCGUUCUUGUUGCCGUUUUGUUUGUUCGAUGGCGCUCGGCACAAUCGAAACUUGACGAGUUUCAAAUUGAUGGUGUUUUCUCAGGUGUUGUCGUUGCUUGUCUUGAUCUUGUAACCACUGUCAAAUGCGUGGUUGUUGUUGUUGCUGUUGUUGUUGUUUCUGCUUUGUACAUCUUCUAACCUUGGUGCUCUGUUGUGUUUGCUUCUGUGAUGACGGGUACUGCGUGCUCGCAACACGUUUUGUUGACAAUCUAACUUUUAGCCUCUUCUUCCGCACAAUUUGCGUUUUUGCGAUUGACAUGUUACACAGCUGUUACGAACACUGAGCAAUUUUUAAAAAAUCCAACACAGCAGCACAUGUU
Messenger RNA from Capsaspora owczarzaki ATCC 30864, 1398 nucleotides. Its product is annotated as protein phosphatase 1 catalytic subunit gamma isoform. The record is from RefSeq and is a predicted model, not a curated record. Bases 16 to 1026 code for a protein of 336 amino acids. Gene Ontology annotation, molecular function: protein serine/threonine phosphatase activity. Gene Ontology annotation, cellular component: cytoplasm; nucleus. The transcript has 5 exons. NCBI's taxonomy places the organism in Eukaryota, Filasterea, Ministeriida, Capsasporidae.